GAACGCCUUCGAUAUAGCGUCACCCUUAGUGGGAACUAACACCGAAGUACGAGUUUGGCUGCCAUGUUUGUUCCGCGAUCUGUAACUAGAAGGGUAGAUUACCACCUUUCACAUAAGUCAAACCCCAUCUCCACUGAAAAUUCAAACUUAAGAAAAAUAGAGAUAAUUGAUGAACGGAAAUCGGUUACGAACCCAAGUCCAAUACCCGUGAAAAGUGAUGAUUCAGGAGCCUUUACAGACCCUUUCGCGUUCUACCUAAAAGAAACUUUCGCCGAAGAUAUUAGCAAAGAUGAUAUGGACAAAGAAGAAGGUGAAAAAGAAGAAAAAGUGAUUUCAUAUAGUAAAAAUCAGAGGUGGCCAACACUUGGAGAACCGGUGUGCGUGAUUUGUGGGCGAUAUGGAGCCUACAUUGUGGACCAAACAGACGGAGACGUCUGCAGUUUGGAAUGCAAAGCAAGACACUUAAAUUGCACAUCGGCAAAGAAAGAUGAAGAGUUGUUGGACAGCACGGCUGAAAGCGGAGGGGCAUUGAGAAUGAAAGCUUUCUCAAACAAGUUACAACUUCAAUACAACGAAAAUCCGGUCAUAGCAAAGUUAUCAGUGAGCAAGGUUGAUGAUAUUCGAGAGGCUCUAAACAUUAGGGUGAGGGGGAAUAAUGUAAGCAAACCUAUUCUAGAAUUUAAGCAUUGCCAACUGACUGAAACUCUAGAAAGUAACUUGGUUCGCUGUGGAUACGCUACUCCAACUCCAGUUCAAAUGCAAGUUAUCCCGGUGAGCCUUUGUUCCCGAGACUUAUUGGUCUGUGCACACACUGGUUCAGGAAAGACAGCAGCAUUUUUAGUACCAAUUAUUCAGAGGAUAUACGCAGAAGUUGGUGAGUUAGUUGAAUAAAAGAUAGAUGUUUUGGAGAAUUUCCUUUAACUCUAUGAUCUACUUAGCUUGUAUUUAUGCAAUGAACGAUAUCUGCAGAAAGUCUUCAGUCGCCAGUUGUUUUCCAAUAUGUAUAUUGGAAAACAUAAUAUGUUUUCCAAUAAUAUAUAAUAUACAAUAUGUAUAUUACAGUAUUUCAGGAUGAUCUGUGCUCAGGUUUAGUUUUUCGGAGGAGAAUUAUAACCAUAUCUCUAUGUAGUUCUUUUUUGGAUGAACAGUUUAAUUUAUGCAUAUUUGCAGCACAUUGACCCAUGAUCAAUGAUUACUCAAAGGUGGACUGAAAAUGAUUGAUGAUGCAAUUUUCAACAAAUCACUGCAAGCCACCUGGAUCAAAAUAUAUCUGAUGCAGAAACUGUUAUUAGGAAAUGGAAAACCAUCAUCAAUUUCAAACUUGGAAAAUAUGGAGGCAACCCUGUUUUAAAAAACAGCAUUGCCUCCCUAUGUUUCCAAGCUCUAAAUUAAAGAUGGUAAAGGAUGGUUAGGUCUUAACAAACAAGUCUGUUAACAUAACAAGUAAAGAAAAAGAAAUCAUAGAAAUAUGGUCAGAGACUUUCACUGAAGGAACAAUAAUAUUUUAUGCCCAUUUUCUGGUGUAACCUCUUUGGUAAAACUCAUUGAUAAGAAUAAACAGUGCAACAGCAUUGUAUAAAUGAUGGCAAGAUUAUUUAACACAAGUAAAACAUUGAAUGGGUGAUUCUCGUAACUAUUUCCCUUGUCAAUUCCAUUAUGAAUAUGAACUUUUGAGUUGAUGGUAAUUUUAUUUUGAAUAGUCUCUGCAGUAAAAUGUUUGCAAUGACAUAUUCCAAGGAGACAACUAACAAUGAGAAUAUCCUAAAAACAAUUUUAAAAAGCCAAAAAUCUUCAAGAGUUUUAUACUAAAAACUAUUAUUGGAUGAAGGCAAACAACCAACAGUAUGUCAAAUCCCAUGGUUAUUUGAGUGUAAAUGGGAAAGAGCUAAAAUGUCCUAAGGUGUGAGACAAGAUUUUGGACCAAAUCUCCUUCCACACCUGCGGGUUGCCAGUGGGUUGACCCUUGGGGAUGGUGGCUGAUACCCUUUUUAAUUUCAGUAGCUGAAGGUGUGAUGAAGAGCACAACUCUAAAUGCAUGUUGUCCCAAAGAGAUAAUGCUUCUUACUUGUUGUCUUACACUGAAUAGAAGGUGUAUGAAAUGCAUCAACCCUUGAGUUGGAUUGUUUGUAGUUUUGCAAUGGUCAAGAUAAUGAGAGUACUCAAACCUUCACAUGUUUUUGAAUAAAAAAAAUCCAAAUAUGCAUUUAGUUGAUGUUACUCAAGAUUAACUCCAUCAUUUUCAGUAAAUCUGAAUGUUGAGCAUAGAAUUACUAUGAGAUCAAACUUUUCUUUUGAGAGGUCACUCAGUUGAUUAAGUAAGUAGUUUUGUUCUCCAGAUGAAUCAAAGGGGUAAGUUUCUAAAAAACUAUGGUGCUGUAUCGGUGGGAGAGUACAGGGUAAUUGAGUGUUAUCAACAGAGUUGAUAUUGUAAAUUGGCCACCUUUAUUAGAGGACUUUACUACAGAGUUUGGCACACCUAUGAUCAGUGCAUUGACAGGAGUUUUUUCGUGAUUCUUUUUGUACAUCUUUUUAACUACCAAAAAAAAACUUUUUUUAAACUCUAUCAAUAUCUGUUGAUGGCUUCAAAGCUUCAAGUCUAUAUUUUAUUGACCUCCACACCCACAUCCAAAUAUGUUUCAAGGGAAAUUGGAAAUCAUAAAGUUAUUUUAUGACAUUUUUGUUAGCACUAAGGAACUACCACAUUACAUUGUGAAAAUGGUAUUUCUUUAGACAUAAUGAAUUAUUGUGUUCCAAGUGAAUAACUUGAUUUUCCUUGCAAGGUUAUACUCAUUUUGUCCAUCAUGUUUGCUUCUAUCUACAAACUGGUGCAACCUUCAUAAAUAAGUUCCCUCUUGUUGUCUGAAACUGAUGAAGCUAAGAACUUAUUAUUUUAUUUAAAAGUUCCUUACUAGUAUUUAAAAUGUCUGUAUUGCCUUUUGGCUUCUUUCUCUGCAAUUUUGUUGCAGUUCAAUUGGAAGGAUCAUUUUGUUACUUGCUAUCCUCUGCUGGUCAAAACAUGAUUCAUUUAAUUAAUUAAAUUAAGGGUUAGAUACUUCUUGUUUAUGAUUCAGUGACAAAUAAUGUACCUUGCACUGAGGAAUUUAAAAUUCUUCAUUUUGUGAUGUGCUGCACUCUUGCAGUAUUUAAAUUUUGUGUACAUGUAUGUCCUACAGGUGGCACAUGCAUUUAAUGGCUCUUAAUUCCCUCACAUCAGUACCCUAACCCUUAAUUUUUGUUGUUGACCUUAAGUAUUGUUUGAAGUGACAAUGGGCUUCAACAUGUUACUUUCUUUUUUCAGAGUUUUUGUUCAAUGCAAAAAGAUUGUCGAACAAUCCUUUUGGUGUGAUAAUGUCUCCAACAAGAGAGCUUUGCAUGCAAAUAGAGAAGCAAGCAAAGGAACUGAUGCAGGGCCUACCAAACAUGAAAACAGCAUUACUGGUUGGUGGAAUGCCAAUUCCUCCACAGCUUCAUCGUCUUUCUUCAGGUGUACAGAUUAUUGUGGCUACCCCAGGAAGGAUGAGGGAAAUAGUUAACACAGAUUCUAGUGUUGAUCUUUCUUCUGUCAAGGUUUUUGUCCUGGAUGAGGUGGACAUUAUGUUGCAAAUGGGAUUUGAGCAACAGGUACUAUUUACCACAAACUUCACUGUAGAAUCAAAUUCUCUUUCCACUGAUGAAGUGACAAAGGACUAAGCCCAAAAUGUCCAGAAACAUUGAAUUAUUAAGGUACAUGUACUCUACACAAAAAUUUCAAAACCAAAGUGCCUUAGUACAUAAAAGUUUUCCCACUCACCAACAAAACAAUUAGCUAUUUUCAACUGUUGGAUCUUUAGAGCCCCUUCCCCUCCCCUUGGUUAAGGAUGAAUGUGGUUUCAGUUGCUGCAUGCACAACAUCCAUGGUCAUUGUAAUUAUCAUGUGAAGUAUGAUAUGUAAAAUUGAUUAAUUGAUGAUAAGUUAACACAUCAAACAAGAGAGGAAGUCCACAAGAAUGUGAGUGAUUAUACUUUCCCAAAAACUUAAUGCAAAGGUUGCUCACACAGAUGCUCCAAAUUGUUUGGUUGUUAUUGGAUAUGAUUGAGUCCUUCAGAAAAUUGCAUUUUAUGGGAUGUGCUUAGUCAAAAUUUACUACGUAUUUGGAGGAGGAGCAAAUGCAAGUUACAAAAAAGCAAUUUGUCAUGGUAGUUUUUUGUUACUUGUACCAAUUUUUGUUGUCUUUAACAUUUCAAUUAUAUCCUAGCUUAUUUCCUGUUGCUGUGUUGGUAAAGAUCUCACAAUAAUGAAUCUAUACUCCAGAGUAGCUCUUUACACAGCAUCAUUUCUCUUUUUUUUUUGUUCAUUUCUGGUAGGUUCAAGAAGUAAUUGACAAAUUGCCAGCAGAGAAGCAAACAUUAAUGUUCUCAGCAACAGUUUCAACUUCUAUUGAAAUUGUAGCUGACAAGCUGCUUGUCAAUCCAGUGUAUGUCUCUGUUGGUUCACCUAGUGAACCAAAUGCUUCAGUGAAACAGAUUGUGCUGUGGGUAGAGGAACAAUUGAAGAAAAAACACCUGUUUUCUCUUCUUCAAGACCCCAAGCACUUCAUGCCUCCUGUUGUCGUAUUUGUGAAUUCUAAGAUUGGAGCUGAUCUGCUAGCAGAGGCAAUACAAAAGGUGAUUUUGUUAUAGAAAAAAGAAACGUGUCAUUAUGCUUUUGUUUUUGUGUUAUUUGUCUCAUUCCUAUUUUUUUCCUUUCUCAAUGAUGAGUACCUAUUAUAAAGGCCAUGAAGUGACUUUAAAUUUAUCCCAUCACACAAAGAGAACUAGUUUUAGAAGUGUACUGUACUGAAAAGAUAACACCUAGUUUGUGUUGCAAAGUUCCCCAGCCCCUAUCUUUCUCAGAAAAAAUUGAAGAUUCCUGCUUAACUAAAAUAUUUUUUCCUCUGAAGAUUUGCAACAUUAGCUGCUUGUCAAUACAUGGAGACAAGUCACAGAAAGAAAGGAGUAAGAGAUUAGAGUUGUUUCUUGGUGGUGAAUGUCCUGUUCUUGUAUGCACUUCCCUGCUGGGAAGGGGAAUGGAUCUUCCCAAAGUUAGACAGGUGAGAAGUCAUGACCAUGCAGUUAAAAAUUUAUGUUUUCAGACUUUAUCUUAAAAAUGUCUCAGAAAAAAUGUUAGAGCCGUGCCACUCUGAAUUUUCCCAUCUCUCUGAAACAAUUAGCUUGUUACUAGAAAAGAGUCUUUUCCUGGAAACUCUUCCACAGUUUAAUUAUUGCCAGCGAGAUGGUACAUUCUUUUGCACAACAUUUACCAUGGGCUUCUUAAAUGUAGACAGAACUGAAUUUAGCAGUAUUAUAGACAAGUUCAUAUUGCAAUUUAUAGUAAAAUUCCUUUCAGGAACGUAGGGGUUUCACUGAUUACAGUGCAAGCAUGUGUAAUGACAUAAAUCACUUUACUGACUUUUCAGGUGAUUAACUUUGACAUGCCAUCCUCUAUUGAGGAAUAUGUUCAUCAAGUAGGACGAGCAAGCAGGUUAGGAUCCACUGGCUGGGCAUUAACGUUUGUCAACAAUACAAAUAAACUUAUUUUUUUGGACUUAGUGGAGACUUUACGGCCAUUAGGGGUUAAUUUCCCUGAUGAGCUUCUCAAUUCACCUUACUUUCAUCAACAAAAACAGCGUGACAAAGUAUUUUCUAGAAAACGAAAACAUAAGCAUACUGUAGUAACACAACAAAGUCUCAUGGAAUUGAUUAGUGAUCAUUCAAAAAGAAGAAGGAAGGUCCCUUAAUCCUUAGUGCAAGCGGUUGGAAGAAUCUUUUUCCUGUAAGAUUGAGAUGGAUGUGUGUAAUUUUACCUCGUAACUAAUAAACCUACCUACUCUUAUCUCAGAAAAAAAAAGUUUAGUUACUUGUCUUCCACAUUUGUAGCCGAAAAAUGUUGGUGCGUGCUUCCUUUAAACUUCGAAAAUGUCAGCCUCUGUCCUGAAUAGUGUUAGCGGUCUGUGACGGAAUGAUCGACCAAUCAUAGCGCGUGUAGCUCUAUAAUCACUUGUGUAAUUGUGCCUACUUCAAAUAAUCACCUUGAGUUGGCUAAAACCCUCUAUAGAUCUCAACACUAAGUUGGGAUUGGAGGCUAAAUCAGACUUUGAUAAAGAUUGCUUCAAAAUGAAGAACAACUCAGUAUUUAGGAAGACGAUGUAAAGCAUAUGUAUAGUAGUAGAUGAUGUAAGGCUGGUAAACAAUCGGAAGAAAGCUGAGAAGCUUACAAGCAAGGUUCGAUGAGAAUCUGAUUGAAGUAUACAUGAAAAAGACUAAAGGUUUCUUCGACAAGCCAUGCAGAAUGUCUUGGAAUCUGCAUUCUAGACCUGAGAAAAACGUUUAUGUUUGAUUUACAUUACAAUUAUAUGAAAGACAAGUAUGGAGAUAGAACAGAACUACUCUUCAUAGAUACGGACUUGUUAAUGUACAGAUAAAAACAGAAUGCUUUUACGCUG
Molecule: messenger RNA, 6461 nt
Organism: Pocillopora meandrina
Lineage: Eukaryota; Metazoa; Cnidaria; Anthozoa; Scleractinia; Pocilloporidae
Source: the annotation of a GenBank genome assembly